ACCAUGGAAACAAGAGAGACAACGUCGAGAAUAGUUUUUAGUUUUUUAUAUUUACAGUGUUUAAAUGCGAAUGAUACUGUCUUCACAUUUUAGACUGGUAAUUUCAGACGCAUUGUUGUAGCAAUGGAAGAGAUUAAUGGACAGGAUAUCUGUGUUAUUCUCAGUCUUAAACAAGGACGUAACUUUGGUCAUUUAAAUGUGACACCAAGUGAAGGAAUUUUUAUUGAAGCCACCUUAAAUGGGGCAAUUUUGGAUACAGAUGUGGUUCAAAUAACUGAGAAGCCGAUCUUUGAUUCUGAAUUAAUGUGGGAAUUGGAUAAGAAAAUGCUGAAAAGAUUGCGAUCUGGAAGGGCUGCAAUCAAAGUUCAGUGCUUCGCAGUAAAUCACAUUCACAGAGGAAGGAAUCACAUUGGAAAUUUUGUCAUGUCUUUACGACAGGCACAUUUCGUUCCAUCUGGGAAAUCUUAUGCUGAUGUUGGUGAAUCUUGGUCAGAGUGGCACAAAUUACAUGGAGCAAAACCACCUUGUCCAGAACUUCUUUGUAGCCUUAGGGUUGAAGGAACACCAAAAAUGUUAGAAGAGGAUAUAAGGACCAAGAGCAGUCGACAGAAGCAACCAAAAACCCAGCCUUCCUAUCAGAACCCUAGUACUCAGUGGCAUUCAGACAAAGGUAUUAUCCAGAUUGGGUCAGAUGAAACAGCCACUGAUAAUUUCCUUCUCAUUGUCUAUGUGGGACAGGCAGUGAAUUUGGACUUGCUCCUCCCAGAAAACUACAAUGUUGAAACCGCUACAGAAAAUGAGCAAUUAUAUUUUCAUUAUAGCAUUAUGGAGUAUUCUAUUAACACAGCAAAGAUACCUAUGAGUGACAUGUACAAACCUGUUCCUUUAAAUGAAAAAAUGGUAGUAUCAUUAUGUUCAUCGAUGGAGAACUUGCAGAAGUGCUUUUCAACUUCAUCAAAAUUGAUAAUAAAACUAAUGAUUGGACAAGAUGAUAUUGGAUUCACAGAGAUGUCCAUGCAAGGUCUAGUACCAAAAACAAACACAACUGUUUUUUGCAGUCUUGAUAAGGACAAUUCUCUUAUGAUUGAGAGUCCAUGUUUCCUUAAAGGAUCUAAAACUGGUGAAGUGCCAACAUCGCCAAGUGGUAUGCAACCCUGUAUAAAUAUCAGAAUUAUGCUUAGGUAUCAAGGAAAGGAGCAGAAGGAUAUUGGCCAGGGUGAAGGUCAAUUUGAGGAUCUUCAGAAUGAACCAGCAAGAUUAAUUCGCAGUUCUAGCUACACAGUUCUUGAUACACCAACAGAGCGAAUAUACAGUGUGCCAUCUGUUGAUAUGGAAGACAGUGGUGGUAAUAAUACUGAACUAACAGUGGAUACAGAGACACAGCAUGGUGCUAAUGUGGAAGUAUGUGACAUUGUAAAACAAGGCACAAAUAAGAACAUUGACCAUAAGCUAGCUUCAGGAGAUGUAUCAGAAGUGGGGAACAUGUCACAAAGUUUGAAUGAGAGUAAACAAACUUCAGCACAGAAUAAAAUAUCUGCAUCUGCUAGUCAAUUUAUAUUACCUUGUUCAUGGACAAUUAGCAAAAAUUAUAAUUCAGAAUAUAUACUGCAUGAUAGUAGAACUAAAGAACCAGAAGGAAUUUAUGAUCCUUACCAUAUAUUCAAUUUGGAAAUCACAGUGCAGAGUGUUGCCUUCCAACGACUUAUAACACAAAAGAGAUGUUACUUCAGAUUUCAUCAUCCAAAGGCAGAGAAAAUCAGUAACCCUCAUCCAGAGAUUGCAAUUAAAGAGCCACACAAGGGCAUUCAGCUUCAAGACAUUAAAUGUAAAUUAACAUUUGUUUCAAACCCUAAAGAAAUAAAAAAUCUAUUGCUAGUAUGUCCUCCCAUGAUUAGUAUGUGCAACACCGUGGAAGGUCAGAGCAAACAGUUAGCUGUUGCUACAAUUAAUAUAGACCCUCUCUUGGAGAAGGAGAUGAAGCAGUGCCACUAUAAUACACCUUUAAUUGAUCUGAAAACAGUGGAACAAGUUGGCAUCCUUGGUAUCAGACUGUCUCUGGAUGAUCUUGGACCGAGACAGAGUGAAGACAAGGCUCUGCUUAGUGCAAAUGCAGAACAAAAAUUUGGAUCUGCUGCGUUUGAUGACCAUAUUGCCUUCAAAAUAGCAGAGGAGCUAGAAGAUUGGAAGGAGAGACAACAAGAACUUUUCAAAGCAAAGUUGAAGAAGAAAGAACAGGCCCAUCUCUCUGCAUUGACUGAAGAAUGGAAGAAGAAAUGUGUGGAAAUGGAGACAAAACUAAACCACAGCGUGGAAGAGUGUCAUAGGCUAGCACAAUCACUUAGUGAUACUACUGAUGAACUCCGUCUAAAAAUCUGUAAAAACGUGGAAAGAGAACAGGAAUUAAGUCGAUAUAAGGAGAUAACAGAACAAGAAUAUAAAUUGAAGGUUUUAGAGAUGAAAAAAUCAUUUAGAAGAACUGAAGAUGAUCUAUCUCUCAAGAUUAUAAAACUUGAAAGGGAGAAGGAAGGUCUGGAAGAGAAGAUUUUUAAAAUGGAGAAGGAAAACGCUCUACUGAGAGAAACAGUGACAGCUCAGGAAUGUGAUCUGGAAAAAAUUAAGUACACCUGUCUCACAAAGGACCAAACUUUAUCCUUGUUACAGGAGCUGAAAUCAAGUGAAGAGAAACUGGAAUCAGCCUUGAAGUCCAAAUCAUUUUUCAAAGAACAGUGGGCUAAUGCAGUAAGAGAAAUUAAUCAUAUAAAAAAUGAACAUCAACAGCAUGUUCAAAUUCAGAUUAAACAUAAUAAAGAAGAACUAAAGGAUAUCAGUUUGCAGAAUUUACUGGGUGAAAGCGAGAAGGAGAUGAAAGAAGAUCAGUCAGUAAUCCAGCAAUUACGAACAGAGAUGAACACAAUCAAGUCACAUGGUGGUCUGGGAGAUGCCUGUCAGCAAUACAGUGAAUUCCUUAAUCCACAUGUACCACCACAGCACUGUCCUUCUAACACUAUCUCAAUGCAUUCAAAAAAGCCCAGUUCAAAUACUAAUCUGAAUAGACCCAGCUCCUUGCAACAGGAGGGACAUGAAUUACAACUCAAAGCCCUGAUAGAAGAGCGAGAUGUGCUCUUGAACACAGGUACCUACUCACUUGAGGAUCCAGUAAUUGCGAAGUUGAACCAUGAAAUAAGAACUCUUCUAUCCAAUGGAAUAACAUGAAAACAGGAACUAAAUUUAUGUUCUUUGUAAACUAAGCAAGAAGAUUUGUUAGUUGACUGUAGGGAUGGCACAUUUACAUGCAUAGAAUAAUGGAAUAUUUUUA
Molecule: messenger RNA, 3316 nt
Organism: Cryptotermes secundus
Lineage: Eukaryota; Metazoa; Arthropoda; Insecta; Blattodea; Kalotermitidae
Product: centrosomal protein of 120 kDa
Exons: 15
Coding region: 124-3213 (1029 amino acids)
Biological process (GO): positive regulation of centriole elongation; interkinetic nuclear migration; centrosome cycle
Cellular component (GO): centrosome; centriole
Source: RefSeq, a predicted model, not a curated record